AUGGCUGGGGAUUCUCUGCACCCUCCUGGGUUGUCUCCGCAGCUGGUGGUGGCUUUUGCCUGCCUGCUUCUGACUUGUCGCGCACUGAGGGGACAGGUACCCUUGAGUGGGAACGCAUCCCACUGGGGGCUCUACCCCACUCCCUGGGGAGCACUUGAUGGUAGUAGCCACUAGUACCCUCGUAUCCUGGUCGCCAAACCUGGGUUGCAUGUGCCUCAGGGCCGCUCAGUUUAGCUUGACCCACUGCAGGACUUGGUGAAUCAAGUGCAGCCAGCGCACCAGUGUGAGGUGACAGCGCUGGAAAUGCCGCGGCUUUAAGGCGCGCUCUCCCCAUGCCACUUUCCCUGCGACUUUGGGGGCCACCAGGUCAGGUACACUCACUUCGGCUCGCCCAGCGCCACAAGCUCCCGGGUGCAGUUGCAGCUGCGAUACAAUACAGGAAAUUCCACGCUGGUACUGCCUUUCACUCUGGAUGUGAAUGUUGUCUUCUCCAAGCUCCAGCUGGUGACGCACAACAGGCCUUUGAAGGUGUUUAAACUGUGAGGCUGCAGCCAUGACAUUGACAGGAGGGUGCUAGAUUUUGCCUCCAGGAGUUUGCUUCUUCACCCUGGUGGACUACUCCCCAAGUACAGGCACUUGGUGGACGCCGCUGGGACCCCUCUCUCAAAGGGCCAUCUGGUCGACUGUGAGGCUUUUGUCCAGGCUGGGGUGCGCUAACAGCACACUGCCACUCCAUCCUCACCCAGCAGGGACUAUGUGCCUAUGAUAGUAGAACUUCUAGGGCCGGAGCCCCAAAGUACUGGGUCAGUGGAAGUGCUGGUCCAGGAGUACUUCCAGCACCCAGGCCCGUUUCGGGGCUCUAUGAUAGUGGAAGUUGAUCCGUCCCUACUUACAGCCCUGACUCCUGAUGCACUGGCUGCAGAAGACCAUGAAUCAGAUCCUGACGACCUAGUCUUCAACAUUCUCAAUGCUCCUGGCCCCCCUGGAAACCAAGGUCGGCAGGGCUACGUGAUGAACACAGAUGACCCCCUGGGCCUUCCAGUCUCCUUCUUCACCCAGAAGGAGCUGCGGGAGCUGAAAAUUGCCUAUCAACCUCCCACAGGGAGCUCAGAAGGGGACCACAUCUUCCAGCUAGAACUACAGGUAGAUGGAGAUGGUGACACCUGACCCUUUGCCUUCAUGGCGGUGGUGAAGUCUAAGAAUGCUCCGGCUCCGAUGACUAGCUACAAUGGAGGACUUCUGGUUUUUGAAGGCCAGGCAAGGCCCCUUUCCAAUGGCCAAAGCUUUGAGGUCAGUGAUAAAGGUAAUUAAGAAGAAAUAAGAAUUUCUGCAGUAAGAGGCUUGCAACAUGGACAGCUGGUGGUGCUUAGGGCACCUGAGGGGUGUAAGUAUUUCACACCAGCAGACCUAAGGGCAGGGCACAUGGUGGACCAGCAUGAUGGCAGUGACUCUUACAGCGACAACAUCAUCUUCAGGAUGGAGGAUGGGCAUCAUCAGGUGUAUCUCCUCUUCCCCAUCACUAUCGUGCCAGUAGAUGAUGAGCCACCAGUGGUCACCACCAGUAUAGGACUCUCAGUGACUGAAGGGCAGGUGGUCCAGACAUCCCCCAUUGUCUUGAGUGCCACAGAUGUUGAUUCCAAGGACUCAACUAUACUCUUUGUGUUAGAAGACCAACAUCUGGAAGGAAAACAGGAAGAGAGGAGUGGGGAUCUGGAUCAGGCUCCUGAUUCCUUCAACUCAAGCCAGCCCUCUGGCAACAUGCUGCUGAGGCAGGCUGAACCCACUUUGUCCUUUCUGCAGAGUCACUGGCACUAUGUGGAAAGAGAGGGGCUUUAUGAGAAGGUGGUGACUGAGUGGCUGCAAAAGGACAUAAUGAAAGGGAGACUUUUCUUUUCCCAUGCUGGACCACACAUCCCUCAGUCUAUCGCCCAUCUGGAUUUCCAUGUGCAAGAUGACCAUGACCUACCAAAUCUCUCAAAGCAGCACUUCUUCACUAUCAGUAUCCAGCCUGCAGAUAAGCUCAGUCCUCAGCUGUAUCCAGGAACUACCCUAAAAAUGAUUGUGCAAGGAUACCAGCUCACUUGCUUCUGGAAGAAAUUCCUCCACUAUGUUGACCAGAAUUCAGAUGACCAGAACCUGUGGUACACCCUACUGACACCACCAACUGACACUGACAGCAACCACCAAGUCCAGGCUGGAGAAAUUGUGCUCACUGAUUCACCAAAUAGACCCAUUACUCAAUUCACCCAGGCCCAGGUCAAUCAUCAAAAAAUUGCUUAUCAACCUCCACAGAAGAAUCUGGGCAUUAUACCUCGGGUUGUGCAAUUCAGCUACCAGGCAGAAGAUGCUGCAGGCAAUGGUAUGCCAGGUACAUUCACAUUAUUCCUGCAGCCUUUGAACAACCAGCCACCAAAAGUCAUCAACAGGGGCUUUGCUGUCUUCCAGGGAGGCAGCUUUAUUCUCAGCAGCAGUGAAUUUGAUGUCAUAUACCCUGACACAGAUGUUGAUCAAAUUUUCUUCAUUUUAGUCUGGGGCCCCCAGCAUGGACACUUGCAGUACUUUAAAAAAUAUAUGGUUUCAGGGGACUCUUUCAUGCUAGCUGAUAUUAUUGAUGGGAACAUCUCUUAUCAGCAUAGCAGAGACCAAACUACCCAUGACAUCUUCCACCUGGAGGUAAGUGAUGGGGUGCACCAUAUACCCAUCACUGUCCAGAUUUCUGUGCAGCCCAUAGUGGCUGAUGAAAGUCCCAGGGUCUCUACCACAGGUUCUCCAAUGUUGGCUAUUUCCAUAGAUGUGUUUGAUGCAGCUACUGGGAUCACCAUGGAUGUUAAUCGUGGCAGAAAGGACACAAAGGAUUUAAUGCUAUCUUUCAUUGUGGAGGACAAGUCUAAAUUGGGUGCUAUCCUGAUGAAUGGUCUUCCUGCAGAACAAUUUUCCCAGGAGGACCUCAUUGGUGGGGCAGUAACCUAUGUCCACACUGGAGGUGAAGUUGGCUUCCAAAAGGUGCAUGAUGCUUUCAGCCUCAUCCUUGACAAAGAUUCUUAUUGCUGGUCCAUGGGGGACAACAUACUGGAGAGGGUGCUAGUGCAAGUGUCAGUGCUGCCAGUGGACAACAUGGCCCCCAAGGUCUUGGUGGGAGAGUCCUUCAUUGUGUAUGAAGAUGGGAAGAGCCUCUUGACUACACAACAUCUCAACGUUGAAGAUUUGGAUGCUCCCAAAGAUGAAAUCCUUUACACUCUGACUGGUCAGCCAUCCUCUGGCUACCUGGAAAACUCAGCACCAGCUCCUGGUUCAGAAGUGUCACCGGUUGGCAGCCCCAUCAGUGCCUUCUUCUUCAAGGAUGUCCAAGUUGGGUGCAUCGAUUAUGUACAGAGUAUCCAUAAGGGGGUAGAACCAGAAACAUUCUCCUUUUAUUGCUCUGAUGGCAUCAACUUCUCCCCAGAUGUCCUCCUCCCUCUGACCAUCCUGCCCACCAAUGAUGAGCAGCCUGAACUUUUCACCCAUGAGUUUGUGGUAUUAGAGGGGAUGAGCCAGGUCAUAGACACCCCACUGCUCAAUGGAAUAGAUGCCGACCUCCCACCAGAUAAGCUCCACUUUCAACUCACCGCCCUCCCCCAGCAUGGACAAAUCAUACAGCAGCUGACCACGGGCAACAAGCCCAUCCACAGCUUUACCUUGCAGGAGAUCCAAGAGGCCUCCUCCAUUGCCUAUGAGCACGAUGACUCAGAGAGCACAGAGGACGGCUUUGAGGUCUGGCUGAGUGACGGCAGGCACACUACUCACAAAAAGGUACCCAUCAUUGUAAUUUUGGUAGAUGAUGAGGCGCUUCAGCUGACCAUCAGUGAUGGGCUGGAAGUGGGAACUGGACACACUGAGAUCAUCACAAACCAUAUGCUCAAAGCCAUAGAUCUUGACUCGGAUAACAAGGGUCUCCCUUUUGUUCUCUGUUCUGAGCCUCAGCAGGAGCUCCUACAACGACUGAGGAAGCCAAAAGGAGAAGUGAGGAACAACCUCACCGUAGGAAUGAAUUUCACCCAGGAUGAAACUGACAGAGAACUUAUCUGUUAUAUCCACACAGGCCAGGAGGGGGCUGUUGAUCUCAAAUUUGAUGUGACUGAUGGAGUUAACCCUUUGAGGGACCGCUAUUUCUAUAUCACCAUUGGCAACUCAAACAGCGUCCCCCCUGCAGUUGUCAGCAAAAGGCUCACCUUGACAGAAGAUGGCAGAGUGACCCUCACCACUGAACUGUUUAACAUCAGUGAUAGCCAGAGCCCUGGUGAGGAACUUCACUAUAACAACACACAAGCUCCUAGCAUGGGCUACUUGGAAAGCUCUGACCAGCAUGGGGAGCCCAUGGCUUCUUUUACUCACGUUGAACUGGCUGGCAACAAGAUAUCCUAUGUUCACAUUUCAAAGGAUGAGAUAAAGAUGGAACUCUUUGAGCUUAGAGUAACUGGCAGACACAACUCUGUGUUCAGAAUCUUCAGGAUAUUCGUCACAGAUGGGGACAAUAAGAAACCCACCUUGACCAUCCUAACACUGGCACUGCAAAGAGGGGACAGCACAGAGAUCACUCCUUUCCAGUUGACAGUGGAAGAUGAGGAUACUCUAGAUGAUUUUGCUGUUUUUGCCAUCACCCACCCCAUCCAUGGCAGGAUUCUGUAUAAUGGUAGUCGUCCUGUGACCACUUUCACCAAGAAGGACCUGACUGAGAACCUGAUUCUCUACUGUCAUGAUGAAAGUGAGACAUCUGAUGACAGUCUCUCCUUCGCCGUGACUGAUGGCACUCACACUGGGUUCUAUGUCUGCCCAGACACUGCCCUGGAGAUGCAUGCACCUCAGAUAUGGAUCCAGAUAAUUCCCCUUGGCAACUGGCUCCCACAGAUUGUCAUUAACAGGAGAGCCACAGACUUGAAGGUCCUUCACACUGGACACCUGGGUUUCCUCAUUACUAACAAGUAUCCACAAGCAGACAGUCAGGAUGGUUCUCACAGACUCCUGAAGUAUAAAGUGACCAGAGGACCUGAGCAUGGCUACACUGUCAACACUGGCACUGGAAACAAGAGUGCCCACAUGUUCACACAAACUGACAUUGAUGAGCUGCGGGUUCACUACAUCCUGAGCAGGGGCAGCAGAGUGACAGAGGACUCCUUCUACUUCUCUGUUGAAGCCAGAG
This is a messenger RNA of Onychomys torridus (southern grasshopper mouse), 5176 nucleotides long. RefSeq names its product FRAS1 related extracellular matrix 3 (gene Frem3). The record is from RefSeq and is a predicted model, not a curated record. Lineage: Eukaryota; Metazoa; Chordata; Mammalia; Rodentia; Cricetidae.